AUGAGAUUCUUUUUUGAGGCGUUAGGGAUCAUUACGCUUUUCAUAUUCCCAACUACUCAUGGUCAGCCGUUUUCUUAUACGAAUCCAUGGAACAACAACAAUUUUCCUCGAGCCGAAGAAAACCUGAGCCAAAAUGAAUAUCGCCUGGAAAAGCGAAUGCCACUGAAUAUGGAGGACAUUUCUCACGGCUUCGAGGGCAAUCAGUUCUUCCACGGCCCCUUUUGA
Messenger RNA from Oikopleura dioica, 225 nucleotides. NCBI's taxonomy places the organism in Eukaryota, Metazoa, Chordata, Appendicularia, Copelata, Oikopleuridae. The record is from the annotation of a GenBank genome assembly.